AUGCAUCGCGCUUACUGGGAUAUUCUUACCGAGGAUUUGGCGAAAAAUCCUCCCGAUUAUACGCACGCUUUUAAUCUUUUAAUGGAAAUAAAACAAACCAUCCUGGACGACAUAUUGUCAUCGGCUCAUAUCCGUUUGAGGGCAGAAGUGAAUUCCGUGUUAGAUGAGAACUCACUGCGUAAUAAGAUGGAACAAAAUUGUCUGGACGUCCAUGGAAUCGGUCGUUUCAUUGUUGAUUUGCUUGGGAGGCUGUGUGCUCCUGAAAGGGAUACUCUUGUAGAGAAAUUAAGGCACGAGGAGGGGAUCGUUGAGUUGAUAAAAGGCAUUUUCAAUUUAAUGGAUAUUAUGAAAAACGAUUUGACAAAUUAUGUUCUAUCGACUAAUCGUGCUGCAGUAGAGGAAUACAGUUCGAAGUUCGAGUACAAAGAGUUUCUGAAGUAUCUCGAGAAAUUCCCAGACGGCUCAAUUAUGACUAAGGAGUGGCUCAAACUUGCUUAUCUCGAACUCCACCCCUCCACUUCUUCCAGUGGUUCACAACCUGAACCGAAAAAGGAGAAAGUAAUUUCUGAGGAUACUGAUGACGACGAAGUUGUUAAGACAACUAGUAGAGGCUAUCUCAAAAUGGUUGAAUCUCAAAACCCAGUACCGUACCCUGAAACUCUCCGUAUAGACAAGCUGCGGCUGGCAGCAUUAGCGGAGAAAUUCUUGCAGAUGAAUGUUGUGACAAGUGCUGUAUUCAUUACCUGCAAUCUCGCCGGGAAACAGAUUUCUGAAAGUGAAAAUUUCAAAAAGUCGCUAAAGGAUCAAUUAAUUGUUAUCACAAAUGACAUAGAAGAAAAGAACCUCUUUGACACCUUGGACGCAAUUUGUGAGCAGUCUGUCGCAACCACCCGCAAAUGUGCGGACUCUUUGAACGUACAGCUGUCUAGUGACCAAGAAAAAGCUCUGCGUGAGCAGAUAAAAGCGAUCGGCGACGAAGGCAAUGCUAUUAGGACAUUAGUCCGUUCGCGCAUUGCCACGUUUGUAGAAGAAAUUCUUCGCUCGCCUUCCGAAGUUCCCCAUCGCCUUCUUCCUGGCCUUUCUGUCAUUCAAAGCGAGCUUUGUGCAUUUACCGCCAGGAUGUCUUACCCACGUCAUCCCAAUGCCGUAGUUAUAAAGCCACCAACACAAACUAUUUCACCACUUAUUCGGUUCGGAAGGUACACGGCGCUUGGUCUUGGGAUUCUGUGGGGUGCGUACCGUCUGCGUCAGAUCCGUGAACACCACGCCGAUCUCCGUGAGUGGGAGCACGAGAAGGCUGUUGCGAAGGCAGCUGAGGACGCACAGAGGAAGAAGUGGCUUUCUAGAGAGGAGAUGCGCUACCUGAUGAAGGUGGUCGAUCUUCCAUUCGAAGAAGGAGUUGCUCAAUUUGGAGUCGCCGAUCUUUAUAGGGAAGGAGUAGAGCAGAAGCUAUUUUGCUUAGUAGAAUUCAAGACGGUUCCAUUGUAA
Cooperia oncophora is the source of this 1488-nucleotide messenger RNA. The record is from the annotation of a GenBank genome assembly. NCBI's taxonomy places the organism in Eukaryota, Metazoa, Nematoda, Chromadorea, Rhabditida, Trichostrongylidae.